Molecule: messenger RNA, 1093 nt
Organism: Salvia splendens (bonfire salvia)
Lineage: Eukaryota; Viridiplantae; Streptophyta; Magnoliopsida; Lamiales; Lamiaceae
Product: extensin-like
Exons: 2
Coding region: 37-834 (265 amino acids)
Biological process (GO): plant-type cell wall organization
Molecular function (GO): structural constituent of cell wall
Source: RefSeq, a predicted model, not a curated record
UGAAGUAGAACACCAACAAACUCCAAAACCCUAAAUAUGGGAACAAAAGCAAAAAUGGCUUCUUCUCUUACCACCACUUUGGUGGUGGCAGCUCUUGCCAUCUUCUUGCCGGCAAUAGCCAAUGCUAACUACUACUACACUUCUCCUCCACCACCAUACCACUACUCAUCCCCUCCACCGCCGGUGCACUCUCCCCCACCACCUUACCACUACUCGUCCCCACCGCCGCCAGUGCACUCCCCCUCACCACCGUACCACUACUCAUCCCCACCACCACCUAAGCACCCGUACGUGUACAAGUCACCACCACCACCAACACCCGUGUACAAGUACAAAUCUCCUCCCCCACCAACACCGGUGUACAAAUACAAGUCACCACCACCACCAACGCCCGUGUACAAAUACAACUCUCCACCACCACCUAAGCACCCGUAUGUUUACAAGUCCCCUCCUCCCCCAACUCCAGUCUACAAGUACAAAUCACCACCACCACCCACUCCGGUGUACAAGUACAAGUCCCCUCCGCCACCAACACCCGUCUACAAGUACAAGUCACCCCCACCCCCAACCCCUGUGUACAAGUACAAGUCUCCUCCUCCACCAACACCCGUCUACAAGUACAAGUCACCACCACCACCCACUCCGGUGUACAAGUACAAGUCCCCUCCUCCACCAACUCCAGUUUACAAGUACAAAUCCCCUCCACCACCAACUCCGGUGUACAAAUACAAGUCACCACCACCGCCAACCCCCGUCUACAAGUACAAAUCUCCUCCGCCGCCGGAGCACAAGCCAUACUACUACUCUUCUCCACCUCCUCCUCACCACUACUGAUCAACGAAUUUUCAAUGAAAUGGGAAUGUCUGAAAAAGACAACGUGGCUGUGGCCGAAAGAGAUGGAUCCAUGCAUGAAGAGAAGAUAAAUUAAAUGAGGAAAAUUAUAUUAUUAGCAAUAAGCCAAAGGCAGACGCUCUUUCCAUAUUUUAUUUUGUGUGUUUGUUUGAUGUUUAGUGCAAAAUGUUCCCAUCUUUCUGUAAUUUCAUAUUUUCUAUAUUGUUCAAUUCUAAAGGUGUUCCUUUUCUACUUUUCUCAA